This is a messenger RNA of Oryza brachyantha (malo sina), 1275 nucleotides long. RefSeq names its product serine/threonine-protein kinase GRIK1-like. Bases 145 to 1047 code for a protein of 300 amino acids. Gene Ontology annotation, biological process: intracellular signal transduction; protein phosphorylation. Gene Ontology annotation, cellular component: cytoplasm. Gene Ontology annotation, molecular function: protein serine/threonine kinase activity; ATP binding. The record is from RefSeq and is a predicted model, not a curated record. Lineage: Eukaryota; Viridiplantae; Streptophyta; Magnoliopsida; Poales; Poaceae. The transcript has 12 exons.
UAUACGGUCCAGGGCUCAGAGUGGCUUUGUGUGUCGGCAAGUUCCAGUGAAGGAGACCAAAAAAGCAAUUUGUCUCGAGUUUUUACGGAGGUUGUCCCACCUGUUAUAAAGUUCCAAAUCUCAAAGGAUGAAAAUGGUAAUAAGAUGGUCAAUGAAUAUAUCCACCAGCGCAAGAUUGGGUCUGGAAGCUAUGGCAAAGUGGUUCUGUACAAGAACAUGGAAGACGGGAAGCUCUAUGCAGUCAAGGUUUUGCACAAAUCGUAUAUGAAGAAAAUACAUGUAGCACCUUCAGAGACUGCCAUGAGUGAUGUUCUUCGUGAGGUAUCCAUCAUGAAAAUGUUGGAUCAUCCCAAUAUAGUAAAUCUUAUUGAGGUGAUUGAUGACCCAGAAAUAGAUAAAUUCUACAUGGUUUUGGAGUAUGUUGAGCAAAAGUUGGUAUGUAAUAAUGGUCUAGGAGAAACUUCUUCCAGAAAGUAUUUGCGGGACAUUAUCUCUGGUCUCAUGUACCUCCAUUCUCAUAACAUCAUUCACGGUGAUAUUAAGCCAGAUAAUAUCCUGAUCACGAUUAAUGGCAAUGUGAAGAUAGGGGAUUUUAGUGUUAGCCAAAUCUUCGAGGAUGAUGAUGAUACACUCCGGAGGUCUCCUGGUACUCCGGUUUUCACUGCACCAGAGUGCUGUCAAGGUCUAACCUAUCACGGUAGAGCUGCUGAUACAUGGGCUGUUGGUGUUACUCUGUACUGUAUGAUUUUGGGUCAAUACCCAUUUAUAGGUGAAACUUUGCAUGAAACUUAUGACAAGAUAGUGAAGGAUCCAGUGGAAAUUCCUGAUGGCAUGAAUCCCCAGCUGGUUGAUUUGCUGGAAAGACUUCUCUGCAAAGAGCCAGGGGAUCGGAUGACAUUGCAGGGCGCCGCUGAGCAUCCGUGGGUGGUCGGGGACGACGGCCCAAUUCCUGAAUACUGGUGUCGAUGUGGAUUUGGGCGUCGUAAACAGGGUCAACCGGUUCAGUCGCAGGCGUCUCAACAACAUAAUGCUGGUGGUGGCCAGUGACAGCAACAAGAUCGAUCCAGUGUGUAUCAAGUUCUGGUGUAUAUAUUAUUCCUACUCUUACUCCUAAAAGAUAGAGCUAUUGAGUUGCGGGCAAAAAUACGACAGAUGCAGACAUUGACGGUAGUGUAGCCAAAAGGCAAACUAAAGUUGGUGGUUUUCUCUCUCUUUCAUUAUACAGGCCUUUCACUGUGACAAUCCCUUCAUGGUAACGGAAACAGAAUUUUAUUA